AUGACUGAUGGUUUACCGCCUCGGGACAAAGGACGUCAAGCAUGGUCGAUUCUUCUUGCUGUGUCGCUGAUGCUCACAUUGACAUGGGGUUUUGGAAGUUGCUUCGGUGUUUUUCGAGAAUAUUAUUUUCAUCACGAGCCGCUGGCUGGUAAUCAGCUUGUGGUAUCUACAGGUGUCAUUCAGAUAGGUAUUCUUCAGAUUUCACCCCCGUUUCUACUUCGCUACCUUAGCGCGAAGCCAGCAUAUCGAAAAGGAAUGAUGUGGCUUGGCAUGAUUAUGGUCGUGUCAGCGUCGAUAGGUGCGGCUUUUUCAACCACACCUGUCGGCGUCAUCAUGACACAAGGUGUCUUGUAUGGAAUUGGAAGUGGCUUGCUAUUUGCACCUUCAAUUAGUUUCAUCGACGAGUGGUUCCUGCUCAGACGUGGAAUUGCAAACGGUAUUUUCUUUGGAUCAAACAACCUCGCAGCAGCAGCUUGCUCACCUAUAUUCUCUAUUGUUCUACAAAAGUUUGGCUCCCGAACAGUUUUGAUCGCUUGGGCCAUUAUUGCUGGUGUGGGGAUAUCUUUGGGCAUCUUAUUUGUACGACCACGAGUUCCUCAAAGCAGCGAAGGAUCGAAAACCUCAUUCUCGUGGCAACCGUUCCGCCGGCCACGAUUUUAUAUCUUCGCCUUGUCCAUGUUUCUCCAGGGUCUUGCCAACUUCCUCCCGGCGGCAUAUCUACCCAGCUAUAGCACGGAUAUCGGACUUUCAUUAGCCCAAGGCUCUCUCCUCAUCACCUUCUUGAGUCUUUCGGGUAUGAUCGGACAGUCACUUUUAGGCCUACUGACGGAUAAAAUCGGUGCCCAGAUACCACUCCUCCUCAGCACUUUAGUCAGUACAUUUGCUGUUUUUGUCCUUUGGGGGUUCGGCUCAAAGUACUGGAUGCUGGUCAUACUAGCAGUUCUAUUUGGUGCUUUCUCUUUCAGUUUCGCUGUGGUCAGAAGUCACAUGGCAUCGGCGGUUGUUGGUGACUCCGACCACCCCAAUGAAGAAACAGUCGUAUCUGCCGCUCUCCUUGCAGUCAGAGGCAUAGCGUGCGUAGCCUCUGGCUACACCGGUGCCGCAGUAGUCGCGUCAUCUGAGAACAUGGAUAUCACGCCAGGCUAUGGUGCUGGAAAGUGGCUGGGUCUAAUCAUAUAUGUCGGCGUGUUUAUGUUUGGAGCCAGUAUCGGUGCUGUGGGCCUUCGCACAACACUGAGACGCAAGAAAGUCGCUCCUGAAGCCGAAAUGUUGGAGAGUUCAGGUUGUGAGGCACAAGACCGCCUAAUGCAAUAA
Truncatella angustata is the source of this 1314-nucleotide messenger RNA. RefSeq names its product major facilitator superfamily domain-containing protein. Bases 1 to 1314 code for a protein of 437 amino acids. The transcript has 7 exons. Gene Ontology annotation, biological process: transmembrane transport. The record is from RefSeq and is a predicted model, not a curated record. Gene Ontology annotation, molecular function: transmembrane transporter activity. NCBI's taxonomy places the organism in Eukaryota, Fungi, Ascomycota, Sordariomycetes, Amphisphaeriales, Sporocadaceae. Gene Ontology annotation, cellular component: fungal-type vacuole membrane.